Molecule: messenger RNA, 4092 nt
Organism: Rotaria sp. Silwood2
Lineage: Eukaryota; Metazoa; Rotifera; Eurotatoria; Philodinida; Philodinidae
Source: the annotation of a GenBank genome assembly
AUGAAAACAUUGGAUGCUAUCGUAGAUUAUAUACUUGCCGAACCAAUUGCUUCUGAGAUGUCGGUUUAUGCCAAAAUUGCUCUUAUUAAAUUGAUUUUAAAAUUUAUUAUCGAUGAUCCAUUGCCAUCAUUAACUGAUAUUGCACGUUGUUUUCGACGUAUUCUUGAUAUGAAUAAUAUUUUCAACGAAUGGUAUCUAUCAUGUAUCGAAGCAUUCCAUUAUGAAUGUCAACUCUUUGAACGUUUAUCAUCAACAAAAUCGAUUGAUUCUAUUGAAUCGAUACUUCAAAGUCUACAAAAACAUCCAUUUGUAAAUGAUGAAACCAAUAAAGACAUGGAAGAAAAAUGGCAAGAAUAUUUAUCGAGACGAUUAUUUUCACCGUUAACAAUGGAUACCAAUGUGCUGAAUGGUGAAGAAACCAUGUUUACUAUGCGAUCUACUUUUCAACAAUUCUUUAGAUCCAUUGCUUGUAUGUCUCAUCAGUCACGUAUUUGGUCGGCCGUUAUGGAAACAUUAACACGAACAUUACCAACCGUAUUUGACAGCUACGCAAAUCCGAGUGAGGCUCAAAUCUAUUUAAGAGCAUGUAUGGAACCACCUAUUUCAUCGAAUUUUAUCUAUUUAAUUGUUAAAUCAUACCAGCGAAAUAUUAAUCUACUCAAAGAAAAUUUUAAUCUGGUUUUGACUGUAAUUGAAAAGCUUCUUAUGUUGAAUUAUCUGACAGAAGCUCGUCAAUUUGUCAUUCAAGUAGUUCUUGAACAUUUCGAUGUCUUUGUCAAUAUGGAAGCUUUAAUUCAGAUGCUUAUUCGUGUAUGUCCACUCAUCCAUGCUGAUUAUCGAAAUGAUUUCUGCCAAGAAAUUCUCUCAUCUAUUACGUACAAAUUAGGCAACGUUAAAUGUAACAAAUCACUUGCAUCUCUCUGUUUCGAUUUAAUUCUUUGCAUACUUAAUCUAUGUGUUAUACAAGCACCUAAAUGUGCCGAAAGUUUACUAGAAAAAAAGGAAUUCUAUCCAUGGAAAGAACUAGCACCUCGUUUCAACGAUCUUGUUCGGUCAUGCAUUGCCUACGAACAAAUUGAUAUGAAAUCGUAUUGGAGCGAUCUUGACAGUCUUGGCAGUAUUCUCAGACUAACGGCCGAUAGAGCAAAAAUUAAUACGAUUAUUUUUCGAGCUACUCACGAUCAAGCUCUGCAAGCUAUACUUCGAUGGUCACGAUCAAUUGACAAUGACAAUACGAAAGUAUGGUCCACGCAUGUCUACAGAAUGGCAGAAGUUAUGUUAGAUCUUAUUGAUCAGCAAAAGAUCACGGCCAAUACUUGUAUUCAAUUUCUUAAAGCACUUCACCAGAAAGUAGUCGAUAAUCAACAAGUUGAUUAUGAGGAAAGUAUCCUUCCACUAAUGCGAUCUUUUUUUACUACGUUAGUCACACAUUUGGCUAAGUACAUUGAACUUUUGAAAACACUUCCAAAUGAAGUUCAUCACGAGUUAGCUUCGUUUAUUCUCGCUACACUGGCAUGUCCAAUUCAAUAUGAAAAUGGACAAACUUCAUUUGAACAUAUAUCAGCUAUGCAACUUUGGUAUAGAAUUGGUCAAUGUCUAACGAAUGAAGCAGAUGCACGUCUCUAUGGAUUAUGUAUCAAAAAAUUGUAUUCACUUGCAUGCGAUGAUAAUGAACAAACAUUUUAUGAUUGGUGGUCGAUGUUUUGGAACACGGUUGGUAUGAAAUUACCCAAUGUAGCUGCCGAUUACGUUGAAGAUUUUCUGAGUGAUACAAUCGAUCGAAAACAUAUUGCUGUUACGUCACUACUUCCUAUGCUCUACAAUAAAAAUCCGGAACCAUACCAUGCUCGAUUGAAUGAUUUGAUUAAUGUGAUUUUCGAUGGUGACAUGUCACAUGUCUCAUUAUUAGGACAUUUAUUUCUAGUCAUUGUUAAAGAACAUCCUGAACUGAUUACAGUUAAUCAACUUGAUCAUUUAUUCACUUCAAUUGAAGGUCGUACGGAUGUUGGAUACGAACUGUUUUCCAUUUUUCAAGGACUUGGAUUAGUAGCCAAUGCAAAACCUAACCUAUUUCAUAAUUAUCGUAGUGUACUCUUGCGUUUUAUUGUUGAACAACAUAAUUUAUCAGCAUUUAAUUGUCUUCAACAAUAUUUUGUUGCUUCAACAAUUAUUGGUGGUGAAGAGACAGCUAAUGAAUGUCUCACAAUUCUUAUUAAUCUGCUUAAAACUGAUAAUGGAAUUACAAAUGAUAUUCGUAUACAAAUUUUUCAUUCAUGUCAACUGAUUGGUAUUAUAAACAAAAAAACACUUCAAACAAGACGAACAGAUUUGAUAGAAUUCCAAUCGUAUACUGAAUGUCGAACAUUGAUCGAUUUUAUUGAUGGAAACAAAAUGAGUGAAGAAAAUCAAGGAAUAAUUAAUCGAACGCGUGAUGAACUUGAACACAUAGAGAAACGUGUGGUCAAAACGGAGAAAGAUGUGCACAAUGUCAAGACUACGGUCAAACGACAAGAAUUGAAGAUAACCAAUCUUGAUGCACGAGUUAAUGUGGUUGAUACGCAGUUGAAUAACGUGACCGAACAAGUGCAUGUACACACAAAAGAAAUUGAACGAAUCGAUGCAAAAACAUUGAGUUAUGUGCCAAGUGAAUGGGGUCAUCAAGUAUGUCAAUUACUAAAUGUCAAAGUUGAUAAUGAUUGGUGUUUACUUGGCAAACGUUUUGGUUAUUCGGCAAGUGAAUUAAGACAUUGGUCUAUGCAAGUCGAUCCAUGUAUGACUCUACUAAAUGAAUGGUUUAUGACGCAUAAAACUGAUGAAGCCACUUAUGGACUUGUCAAGAUGCUAGAAGAGAUUGAUCGACAAGAUGCUGCAAAAAUAAUUCGAGAAGCAGUUGCAGCUGCCGGUGAACUCAUCCCUGAUGAUAUGCCAAUAGAAAUCAAGCGUCUACCACCGAUUUUUCUUUCCUAUCAAUGGGGAGCUCAAAAAGCUGUCACAAAUCUCAAGAAUCAUCUUGAAGCAGCAGGUUAUUUAUGUUGGAUGGACACAGGUCAAAUGGGUGGUGGCGAUAAAUUGUUUGCUAAAAUUGAUGCUGGUAUUCGCGGCGCUAAAGUUGUUAUAUGUUGUAUGAAUACGGCUUAUGCUCAAUCGGACAAUUGUUUACGUGAAGUUCAUCUAUGUGUCAGUACAGGAAAACCUUUGAUACCUUUACAGAUGGAAAAACAAACGUGGCCUCCUGAAGGUGCUCUCGGUCCUAUUAUGAGUGAAUAUUUGUAUGUUCGUUUUUAUGAUCGUAAGUCGAAUGCAGACAAUUAUUGGCCAAAGGACAAAUUUACUGAACUUCUUGGUCAAAUUCGUUAUCAUGUCGCACCUGAUCCAGAUAUGAUCACCGAACAGUAUUACAAUUGGUUUGUACCACAAAUUAACAAUCUAAUUUUUCUUCAGCCGACAUCAACUGAUGGAAAAGACAAGAAAAUUACGUUGAAAGAAGAUAUGCCAAUGGCUAUCACUCAUCCACAAAUUAUGAUUUCCUAUCAAUGGGAUCGUCAAGCAGAUAUUGUUGCCUUAUAUCAACGAUUAACACGAUUAAAUUAUCACUGCUGGCUUGAUAUAUUUCAAAUGGGUGGUGGUGAUUCUUUAUUCGAAAAGAUUGAUGCUGGAAUUCGCAAUGCAAAAUGUGUACUCGCCUGUGUGACACCUAAAUAUACUAAAUCAACUAAUUGUCGUCGAGAAAUGUCAUUAGCUGAUGCUCUAGUUAAACCUAUUGUACCAUUAUUACUUGAAGACACCAGUACAUGGCCACCGCCAGGUCCAAUGUCACUUGUCUUUACUGGUAAGACAUAUAUUGAUUUUCGUUGUUCGAAUACUGACGUACAAGAUGGUGAUAUUUGGACAAGUCAAGAAUUUGAUAAUGUACUUCGUCAAUUGAAAGAAGCUAUACCCGAAGUUGAAACUAGUGCAGUCCAAAAACCUUCGUCUGAUAUCAAACCAUCUGCAAUACCAGUAGCAAAACUCGCUGACAAUGAAAAACAGUCAGAACAUGUACAGAAUGCACCUAAAAUCCAACAACAAAGUCGAUCAUGUUGUAUCAUUUAA